CCAAGCCAUGAGGUCAAAGGAGCUGCCUGCAGAGGAUUGCCAGGAUUGGUGAAGGCACAGAUCUGGAAAAGGCUACAAAAGAAGUUCUGAAGGCCCCCUUUUCAGGCCUUUGGAGCUGGCUGAAGACCCCAGAACAAUCCCAUCAUCUCACAGCCUAAAUAUGAACCUCCAACUGAAUGAUCCCUGGUCACUGUUCAUGAGAUAACAAGAGGAGAAAGUUACCAUCUUUAUUUGACUUUGUGAUCAUGGCAGGUCACACUUGAAGAACCAGCUGGUAAAAGUCGGGGCCAGCUGUUUACAUCCUUUUGGCCUGAAAGAUAAACAGUUGUCCACAAUGGCCAGUAACUUCAGAAGCUACAUCUGGGACCCGGUCCUUAUUGUGUGUCAGAUUGUGUUGAUGCAGUGCAUCUACUACAGCUUUCUGGGCCUGUGGUUGGCUGGAGUGGACAGUCUGGUACAAACAAGUCGGUCACUGGACCAGAUCUUCAGCUAUGAGGUUCUUGGCUUUGCAACAGUGCAGGGGAGGCUCUCUAUGAUGGCAUUCAUCUUGAACUCUCUUACUUGUGCACUUGGCCUGUGGUUCUUUGUCCGUCGAGGGAAACAGUGCUUGGACUUCACUGUCACUGUGCACUUCUUCCACAUGAUUGGCUGCUGGAUCUACAACUCUCAUCUUCCAGCCGCUCUCUCCUGGUGGCUUGUCAACAUUGCCUGCAUGGCCUUAAUGGCUGUCAUCGGAGAGUACUUGUGUAUGCGGAGUGAGCUCAGGGCCAUUCCAGUCAAUAGUGGACCCAAAUCUAACCUGUGAAUCUUUGUCGACAUCACACUGAAAAUCUGUGGACAGAUGGAGGAUUCUGCCCAGGAGACUCGUUUUGCUAGUUUCAGAAGAAAUGGAGACUGAAUGUGCGUCAGUGUAGGAAUUGGAUAGUGGUCCAUCUCCACUUCAAGUGAAACACCAGACAAACUGAUCUAUUUAUUCAAAGCUAUCUUCUUGUGGUUGGAUAGCAUUAACUCUGUAGCAUAUAAAGAUAAAUGUUUUAAUGCUUUGAGCAGUGGAUGGCAGUUGGCAUCUGUCUCUGAAAUGGUCUAAAAAUGUCUUUCCUAAGAAUUUUAGUUUUGUUUUCAUUUGAUUGCAUUAAAAUAAGCAUCCCAUUCCGUAUCCAUUUUACGAUUUAGAGUAUUUGGUCUUUUCCAGUUAUGUGCACAAACAGUAAGUCAAAGAUUAAAACUUUGUACUGCAGAGCAACAGAUUUCAGAAACACACAUCUCUUCUCUCUUUGGUUAUUUGACCUAACAGCUGUAAGUAAAUAACCAAGCCAUCAUUGCUGUUGGAUGUUUUGAUUGUCUUACUCAAGUUUUAGGUUAAAUCUCAAUAUUAAGAAGUAAAAUACAGCUUAAUCAUUUUUUGUCAUAGCUGCAUCCUAAACUUAAAUGUUGGGUAUCUGGGUCAGCGUUCAGACCGUGAUACUAUACAGUAGAUCUCUAUGAAGGUAGAAGUCCAUGAGUAGGAUAGGACAUUUUUCCAGAUAUUAGAUCAAAUCCUUGCUACUUUACCUAUUUGGACAGAGUUAGUGCAUUCAGCCUCAUAACGCUCAUUUCAGUCCUCCUCUGUCGGGCACAUACUGUACAACAUUUUGCACAGCGAGUGGUGUUUUCCUCUGUCUCUAUGUGUCAUGAUGUAUUAUUCAGACAAGGUGGCCACUUGGGGGACAGUUUGUCAGCCGCCAGCUGUGUUCAGACAGCAGGCUGUGUCUUUGUUUCUGAAACACUUACUGUUUGUUGGGACGCGAUGUGAAAGAUCUGAGAUGUGCAUCUAAUAGUUUCACCGACAAUAUCAGCUUUCUUGUGAAGUAAUGGCUUUUAAAAGAUCUGUUUAAUCUUAUUAUUCUUGUACCAUCUUUUUUAUACUGUGCGGUGAGCGUCACAUCAAACUGUUGCAGCUUUGAUAAUGUGGACUAUGCGGUGGCUUUUUUUGAAACCAAUUUUUAAGUGUUGUUUAAGUACAUCAUCAUGCUGCAAGUGUUGAUAUUUAAAAGUUGUGAAAUGGUUGGCUAUUAUGUUAAGAAAGAGACAUUUCUUUCUUAUUCAGAUUUACAGUGCUUAACAAAUUUAUUAGACCACCUGUCUCAGAGACCAUCCGGCAUCAUGAAGUGCUUAAAUGCAGACUCUUUCAUUUUCAGUGAGCUCUCCACGUUUUAUC
This is a messenger RNA of Cheilinus undulatus (humphead wrasse), 2197 nucleotides long. RefSeq names its product SYS1 golgi trafficking protein (gene sys1). Gene Ontology annotation, biological process: Golgi to plasma membrane protein transport; protein localization to Golgi apparatus; Golgi to endosome transport. Lineage: Eukaryota; Metazoa; Chordata; Actinopteri; Labriformes; Labridae. Gene Ontology annotation, cellular component: trans-Golgi network; Golgi membrane. The coding region runs from base 335 to 805 and encodes 156 amino acids. The record is from RefSeq and is a predicted model, not a curated record. The transcript has 5 exons.